This is a messenger RNA of Mucor velutinosus, 1149 nucleotides long. RefSeq lists its product as uncharacterized. Bases 1 to 1149 code for a protein of 382 amino acids. The transcript has 9 exons. Gene Ontology annotation, cellular component: mitochondrion. Gene Ontology annotation, molecular function: NAD binding; isocitrate dehydrogenase (NAD+) activity; magnesium ion binding. Gene Ontology annotation, biological process: tricarboxylic acid cycle; isocitrate metabolic process. Lineage: Eukaryota; Fungi; Mucoromycota; Mucoromycetes; Mucorales; Mucoraceae. The record is from RefSeq and is a predicted model, not a curated record.
AUGCUUCUCAAGGCCAUCGCUAGACCCGCUGCUUUCAACAACGUUAAGCAGGUUGCUACCCGUUCAUUCGCUUCUCAAACUAGCACCACCAUCCCUACCCCUGCUCCUGCUGAGCAAAAGACCAUCUUCCCUAAGAAGUAUGGAGGCAAAUUCACUGUUACCAUGAUCCCUGGUGAUGGUAUCGGUCAAGAAAUUGCCAUGUCCGUCAAGGAUGUCUUCAAGGCCGCCAAUGUUCCUGUUGAAUUUGAGCAAUACGAUGUCUCUGGUUUGACCUCUGAGGAUGACAAGCUCUACCAAGAAUCCAUCGAGUCUCUCCGUCGUAACAAGGUUGGUAUCAAGGGUACUCUUUUCACUCCUACCUCCAAGCUCGGUCACAAGUCCUUCAACGUUACCAUGCGUAAGGAACUCGAUAUGUAUGCCUCUCUUUCUCUCUGCAAGAACGUCCCCGGUGUUGAAUCUCGUUUGAGCAACGUUGACAUUGCCAUUAUCCGUGAAAACACUGAAGGUGAAUACUCUGGUUUGGAACAUCAAUCUGUCCCUGGUGUUGUUGAAUCUCUCAAGAUCAUUACCCGUGCAAAGACUGAGCGUAUUGCUCGUUUCGCUUUUGACUUUGCCGUCAAGAACAACCGUAAGAAGGUCACAAUUAUUCACAAGGCCAAUAUCAUGAAAUUGGCUGAUGGUCUCUUCUUGCGUACCUGUCGUGAUGUCGCCAAGGAGUAUGCUCACCACAACAUUGAAGUCAAUGACAUGAUUGUCGAUAACACUGCUAUGCAACUCGUCUCUCGUCCUCAACAAUUCGAUGUUAUGGUCAUGCCCAACUUGUACGGUAACAUUGUCUCCAAUGUCGGUGCUGGUUUGAUCGGUGGUCCUGGUUUGAUCCCUGGUUGUAACAUUGGCCGCGAGUUUGCCAUGUUCGAGCCUGGUUGUCGUCAUGUUGCUCUUGAUAUCCAAAACCAAAACAGUGCUAACCCCACUGCCAUGCUCCUCUCUUCCGUCAUGAUGUUGAGACACUUGAACUUGGAUGAACAUGCCAACAGAAUCUCCUCCGCUGUUUAUGAGACAAUCAACACUGGUAAGGCCAGAACUGUUGAUAUUGGCGGUACCAGCACAACCAAGGAGUUCACCUCUGCCGUUAUCGCUCAAUUGUAA